Messenger RNA from Passer montanus (Eurasian tree sparrow), 1040 nucleotides. The record is from the annotation of a RefSeq genome assembly. Lineage: Eukaryota; Metazoa; Chordata; Aves; Passeriformes; Passeridae.
AUGAACCCCCAAGCAAAACUAGUAUUCACCAUCAGCUUACUCCUAGGAACAACCAUCACUAUCUCGAGCAACCACUGAGUUAUGGCCUGAACCGGCCUCGAAAUCAACACACUCGCCAUCCUGCCACUAAUCUCGAAAUCUCACCACCCCCGAGCUAUUGAAGCUGCUACCAAAUACUUCCUAGUACAAGCAGCUGCCUCUGCCCUAGUCUUAUUCUCCAGUAUAACCAACGCAUGACACACCGGGCAAUGGGACAUCACCCAGCUCUCUCACCCAGUAUCAUGCUUGAUUCUAACCUCAGCAAUUGCAAUAAAACUAGGACUAGUGCCAUUCCACUUCUGAUUCCCAGAAGUACUACAAGGCUCCCCCUUAACCACCGGCCUUCUACUCUCCACUAUCAUAAAACUCCCACCAAUAGCGCUACUCUUCAUAACCUCGCCAUCACUAAACCCCACACUCCUAACCACCAUAGCCAUCCUAUCGACAGCCCUAGGGGGAUGAAUGGGCCUCAACCAAACACAAACUCGAAAAAUCCUAGCAUUCUCCUCCAUCUCCCACCUUGGUUGAAUAGCGAUCGUAGUUAUCUACAACCCAAAACUUACACUACUCAACUUCUACCUGUACGCACUAAUGACCUCAACAGUCUUCCUCACCCUAAACUCAAUCAAGGCCUUAAAACUAUCUACCCUAAUAACCGCAUGGACCAAAAUACCAGCACUAAGCGCUAUACUACUACUAACCCUGCUCUCACUAGCAGGACUACCGCCACUGACAGGGUUCCUGCCAAAAUGACUCAUCAUCCAGGAGCUAACCAAACAAGACAUGGCCCCAGCAGCCACGAUCAUCUCCCUCCUCUCCCUGCUAGGCUUAUUCUUCUACCUGCGCCUAGCAUACUGCACGACAAUCACACUACCCCCACACACCACCAACCACAUAAAACUAUGGUACACCAACAAACCAACUAGCAUCCUGAUUGCUAUCCUAACCACUAUAUCCAUCAUCCUGCUCCCGAUCUCCCCUAUGAUCCUCACUGUCAUCUA